This is a messenger RNA of Lodderomyces margitis, 1419 nucleotides long. RefSeq names its product glucose N-acetyltransferase. Lineage: Eukaryota; Fungi; Ascomycota; Pichiomycetes; Serinales; Debaryomycetaceae. The transcript has a single exon. The record is from RefSeq and is a predicted model, not a curated record. Gene Ontology annotation, molecular function: glycosyltransferase activity. Bases 1 to 1419 code for a protein of 472 amino acids.
AUGUCUGACUCAUCAGAGAGAACACCGAAUAGAAAAUGGAAAAGCUUUACCAAGAAUUGGGAAUUUAAAAUCGCGAUAUUUGUGAUUCUUUAUUUUGUAUUUUCACAUUAUGUGUUGGAAAACACACAUACCGUUAGGGAAAGGGGUUUACGCAAGCAUUUGAAAGUGAUUCCAGAGGAGGUCAUCGCCUAUUACGGUAAACAGCCAUUGGAUGACCCAGAAAAGUUAGCAUACGUGCAAUACGCAACUAACUAUGACUAUCUUAACUUGGCAAUAAUGAACUUUGUUCAUCUUCGCAAAGGAAAUACCCAAGUUCCCAACUUGGUUAUCUUAUACGACGAGAUACUUCAGCACUACGCUACUGACAGGUGGAAUAAUUUGUACCAGUUGGCAAAUCAAUACAAUAUUACAUUAAAGUCUGUCGCUUUAAUCAAGGUCGACUACAAUGACGAUACACCGUGGGCAGCAUCUUUUACAAAGUUUCACGUGUUCAAUCAAGUGGAGUUUGAUAGAGUUGUUUUCUUUGACUCGGAUUCAAUGCUAGUGAAGCCAGAAUACAAAGAUGGUGAGAUAUCUAGCACUUAUUCGAAUAUCGAUGAGUUAUUCAAAAUACCGAAAGAACUUGAAUUUGUCUUGCCACAGGCAUAUUGGUUGAACAAUGUGGUUGAAGGUAAAUCUCCUUUGAAAUACAGAAAGAAGUUGGAAAUCCCCGACAACAGAAGAUAUGGGUUGAGGAUGAGGAAAUUAGUUAAUGAUAUUUCUGAUACCAAGGAUUGGAGGCUAUUGCCCCUGUUGAUAUUCGAGGCACACAAAUUCGAUAACCCCAUCAAUUUCUUUGCCAACCACGUUAUGGUGGUUACGCCCUCCAAAACUACUUUUGAUCGUAUAAUGGGAUACGUGCAUAAUCCCAUCCACUGGUCGCUAACCAAUAGACAAAACUUGAGAAAGAAAUCGGAAUAUGAUAUGGAAAUUUUGAACAAGUACUUGGAUAAUGAACUCAAAAAGGGAAAUACCAAUGUAGGGAUUCUACCACAUCGAGUUUACGGUGUGCUAACGGGAGAAUUCCGUGAACAAUGGCAUGAAAGGUUUGUGGUUGAACCUCAAUAUUUACCUUUCAUCAAAAAGCGUUCUAAUCAUGGAUGGGAUCCGAAAAAGACACUACAAAAGAUAAAAUUGAUUCAUUUUUCAGAUAGUCCUAUACCAAAGCCAUGGGAGGUGGAUGAUGACGAGGACGAGGAUUACGACCACCAUUAUAAUGCUAAAUUGAUUUAUUGCAAGACUGGGAACAUGACGGAAUAUCGUAGAAAGUAUUCUCAUUUCAAGCCUCGACUUGUUGAUGAUUGCGAUAGUGUUGAUAUUUGGAACUGGUUCCGGAAGCAAUUGAUUAGAGACCAAGAGGGUUUGUGGUAUAGUAAGUAG